UGUGGCCAGUUAGUCAUGCAGUGCGCGUCUUGGACACGGCGCUGCGCUCUCGGCGCUCCGCCGCUCUGCUCGUCUGAAAGCACACCCCGCCCUCCCUCCUUCCCUCCCUCUCCACCUCUACCAGUACACCACACAUGAGGGGGAGAGAGGACCUUCAUCCGCGUCUUUCAUAGUAACCGAGCCACGCCGUUCACAGCCAGACUUCUCAGCCAGGACACCGGAGUCUCUGACCGGUCCUUCCCGGAGGUGUGUCCCGCUCAUCCGCUCCCCUGCCAGCAGCUCCGCGCCGCUUCGCUCCGUUCUGCGCCGGUCCGGUCCGGUAGGGUCCGAUCGCUUCCCCCCUGGAGAACAGUUUAUUCCCUGGAAGCUGGAUGAAUUAUUGGAGAGUUGGGAACAAGUGCGAGAAGAAAGCUGAGGCUUGGGAUCUGCCUCCUCGCUCCGUCCAGGGAAGACAAGACUCCGCCAGAGUUGUGGACGAUAAUGGAGGGGACGUCCCUGUAUCUUCCUAUUGUCAUUUUACUGAUGCAAUGUUCCCCCUCCGUUCCUGUUACCGUGGCGACCAAGAGACACAAGGUGGAGGUGCGUGAGUUCUCAGAUGCGGUGCUGUCCUGUACGUUCCGCACAGAGAAUGACCAGAACCCGCGCAUCGAGUGGAAGAAGAAGGGGAAAGAUAUUUCCUUUGUGUACUUUGAUGGACAAUUCAAACCUCCUUUUGAGGGCCGGGCGACCAUUGAAGGGGCCACGGUGACACUGCAAAGGGUGACUCAGGAAGACGCCGGGGAUUACCGCUGUGAGAUCAGUGCUCCUCUUGACUCGGUCAUCCUGGGCGAGACCAACAUCACGCUCAAAGUCCUGGUGCCCCCACACACCCCGUCCUGCGAAAUCCCCAGCGCGGCAGUGACAGGCUCCGUGGUGCAGCUGCGCUGUAGGGACCAGCAGAGCAUCCCGCCUGCUACAUACUCCUGGUUCAAGGACAGCAAGCCAAUCGGUCAGCCACGCCACGGCAACGCCACCUAUCUAAUCAACCCACACACAGGAGUACUGGAGUUUCGAGCUGUAGCCAAAAACGACACCGGUCGAUACAGCUGCUUGGCUUCGAACGGAGUGGGAUCACCCAAGAUGUGCAAGGGCAAGCACAUGACGAUAGAGGACGUCAACGUGCCGGCCGUGGUGGCAGCAGUGGUGGUGGUCUGCCUGGUCAUCGUGGUCUGUGGAUGCGGGGGAUUCCUCUUGCACCGCAACGGUUUCUUCAGCCCAGGACACAGAGGAAGGUCAUUUUGGAUCUCCCAGUGUCAUGGUGCAGCCCACAUCAGCAGCCAAACCCUGCACAGAACUGAGGACACCCCCAGGAUUUCAAACACACUCAGUCAUUCAUGCUCUAAGAAGCUGGCCUUCCUUUGAGAACACGUCACCCUCGUGUUACGGUGCCAAACACUGGAUUAUCUGGUUAACUCUAUCCCUGGACUCUGGAUGAGCUCUCGAUCUUCCAGUUCAUGCUAAUUUUAAUCUUCUUCCUGUACCGCUCCUUUUGAAUGACAAGACAAAUGUGCAAGGCUUCUUACGCUCUUGCUCUGCCCUGUGUGGGUCGCCCCAGUCAGUGAUGGUCUUAUGGAUAAGGAA
This is a messenger RNA of Etheostoma spectabile (orangethroat darter), 1620 nucleotides long. RefSeq names its product junctional adhesion molecule 2a (gene jam2a). Bases 481 to 1401 code for a protein of 306 amino acids. Gene Ontology annotation, cellular component: tight junction; plasma membrane; protein complex involved in cell adhesion. Lineage: Eukaryota; Metazoa; Chordata; Actinopteri; Perciformes; Percidae. The record is from RefSeq and is a predicted model, not a curated record. Gene Ontology annotation, biological process: leukocyte cell-cell adhesion. The transcript is spliced from 10 exons.